Molecule: messenger RNA, 3228 nt
Organism: Symbiodinium sp. CCMP2456
Lineage: Eukaryota; Dinophyceae; Suessiales; Symbiodiniaceae
Source: the annotation of a GenBank genome assembly
AUGGGCUUGGCGAUGGAUCCCCUGGAGCCUGGGCAGAGGAGCUUCGAGUAUCCUGGAGCCAAAGUACAUCCGGCUAACCUCAGGUCUGGUGAGCCAAAUCGUGUUUCAACUACACGUUUCACGGCCUUGACGUGGAUUCCGAAGUCACUGUUCCUGCAGUUCCAGCGGGCUGCGAACCUCUACUUCCUGUUCAUUGCAAUUAUCGUGUGCAUGCCCUUUUCCCCCAAGAGGUGGCAGAGCAAAGUGAUACCCUAUGUGCUGGUAUUGACUUGGACAGCAUUGAAAGAUUUGUUUGAAGACUCGCGCCGUCGGAGAGAUGACAGGACUGAAAACAGCAGAAAAUGCUGGAUCUAUGACAUGCAGGAAAGAAACUUCGUACAGAUGCCUUGGAGUGGGAUAAAACCCGGAGACUUCAUCUGUACGCUGUGCGACGAAGCUUUUCCUGCAGAUCUUCUCGUCGUCUGUGCUGCCGGACGGGAGGGUGCCUUCAUUUCGACCGUGAAUCUUGAUGGAGAGACAAACCUCAAGUUGCGAUCACCGCCUCCGGUUUUCCAGUCGCUUAUCGAUACAGAGUGCUCCGAGCACAGCCAGGAAGUUAUUCGACCGCCGCUUCCUGUGUCUGAUACUGUGUCGCGCCUUUUUGAAACUCCCCUCUACGUGCGAUUAGCCACACCAUCUGCUGACCUGUCCGAUAUGCAUGCAGCCAUUGAGUUUGGAAGAGAGCAGCGGUGUGCUGCAAACUGUACCAACUUCGUGCCACGUGGAUGCGUUCUACGCAACACCCCGUGGAUGCUGGCAAUCGUGGCUUAUGCAGGCAAGGAUACCAAAGCUCGUUUGAAUUCUGCUACGGUGGCUGGCAAGGUUUCCAGCCUACAGGGGGCUUUGAACUACUGUGUCUAUGGCCUGUUGGUCUCGCUUUUUAUCACGUGCAUCUACUUGGCAACUCUUGCCACUGUCGCGGAGACUGGCACGGGCUGGACUGUGCGCUUCCUGACAUAUACCAUCACGCUGUAUCACGUGGUCCCUAUUUCGCUAUACGUGUCUUUCGAAAUUCUGAAGCUGGUUCUGGGAGGCUUCAUCGAUUUCGACCGCCAAAUGGUGGAUGAAACCACAGGGCAGGGAGCCAAGGCAAGAACAGCCGAUUUGGUAGAGGAGAUGGGCCAGGUUGACUUCAUUUUCUCGGACAAAACCGGAACGUUGACAGCAAACGAAAUGCGUUUCGCAGAAUGCGCCGUUGGCCACUCGGUUUUCAGUUCUUUUCUGCAAGAUCCGCUUGGUGGCCCGGUGGGCGGAGUCCAGGAGGUGUGGGAAAUUUUGAGCCAGCCGGCUCAUCCGCAACAUGAGGCAGUUCUCUGGUUCUUUACCUGUCUCUCCGUUUGUCACACGGUGCAAGCAGAAGAAAAAGAUGGGAGCAUGCAGUACUCUGGGCCCUCGCCUGAUGAAGUCGCCUUGGUAAAGGGAGCCUGCAAAGCAGGGAUCGUGUUCAAGGCACGCAGGGUCGACAAAGAUCAGCAGCGUGCAGAGGUCAUCGUUUCUGGAGCACCUGGCAGACCAGAUCGCACAUUCUCCAUUCUGAGUGUUAUUGAGUUCACAGCAGAGCGCAAACGAAUGUCAGUCAUUUGUGAAGUCGAAGGGCAGAUUCACUGCAUUACCAAGGGUGCGGACAUUGUCAUGAGUCCAUUGCUCGUGACACCCCUGGCACAAACAGAGGAGCAACAGCUGCUUAGCUUCUCGCAGAAGGGCCUUCGAACUCUUGUGGUGGCCUCCGUGCAGGUCGAUGCUUUGGCUUUUGCCAGCUGGCAAAGGAAUUGGCUUGCUGCCAUGAUGUCGAUGGAUCGUAGGGUGGAGCUGAUGGACGAAUGUGCUGUAGCGAUCGAACGAAAUCUCGAGUUGAUUGGCAUCACGGCGGUGGAAGACAGGCUUCAAGACGGUGUCCCUGAGACUGUCGCCAAGGUAAAGAGUGCGGGCAUCCGUUUGUGGGUGCUUACAGGAGACAAAACGGAAACAGCUGUAGACAUCGCGUACUCCUGCAACUUGUUCACUGAUAAAGACACUCUGGCUUUUGUGACCGGUGCUUCGAGUAGUUCUGCUGCUUCCGAGAGCCUCCGUAACGCGCAGAAAGUGUUGGAAGGGACAGCAAGCGGUGGCAUAGUACUAGACGGCCAGUCCAUCAAAUUCAUCCUGGAAGACUCAGUUGCCGCGGAUCAGCUCUUCGAGCUGGGGCUCAGGAGCAGGUCGUGCGUCUGCUCAAGGCUGUCGCCGUCCCAGAAGCGGAAGCUAGUCGAAUUGGUGCGCCUUCGCAGCCCGAAGGCUGUUACUCUGGCAAUCGGAGACGGAGCCAACGAUGUGCCAAUGAUUCUGGGAGCUCAUGUUGGCAUUGGCAUUCGGGGCAAAGAGGGCUCACAGGCAGUGCAGGCGAGCGACGUUGCGAUCUCGCAGUUCAGACAUCUGCUUCCGCUCCUGCUUUGUCAUGGACGGCGGGCAUACAGGCGCAUUGCCACGUUUCUGUGUUACUACUUGUACAAGAAUGUUGCGCUGGCCUGGGGUGAUGUUAUAUGGGCGCACCAGGACAAUUUUAGUGGUGACGUUGCUUAUCCGGAGUGGCUAUCAACAUCCUUCAAUGCAAUCUUCACGUCAUGGCCUGUACUUAUCGUCCUGGCCUUUGACCAAGAUAUUCCUGAUGUUGUCGCAAAUGCAAAUCCUCAAAUCUAUCAGGAAGGUGUCAGGAGAGAUUGGUUCAAUCGAAAGCUCUUCGGUAUGUGGAUGGUGGCCGCUGCAUGGCACGGUUCUUUGGCCUGGGUUGUGCCAAAUCUGUCGUUUGGCAACACUACGUACGAGACCGUCGACUUCUGGAGAGCCUCGACAACAUCGUUCACUAUCGUGAUAAAUGUGAUAAGCCUGAAACUGUUCAUUCACUCGUUUAGCCGCUCCCGUGCCACGUCUUGGGCCCCUGUCGUUGGGAGCAUUCUGGUGUACAUCUUAGUGUUGUUUCUUCUAGGGUAUGUCAGUCUCGGUCGACGAAUGCAGCCAAAUCUGUCUGAUGGCGGAAAUCCGCCAGUACCGGGCUGGAUCUUCAGCAAUGCAGCACCCCUGGUCCAAAUUCUGCUCGUUCCAGUGAUCGCAGUGUUGCCUGACAUUGCAUGUCUGACAUGGGCUCGGCGGCUAAGCCCGUCACCUCUCUUCCGGGUGGACCGGAAGGUUGGAUCGGAUAAUGAGAUACUCAUGUAA